CUCAUAUGAACUGCCUCCUCCUGUCUUUCUACAUCAGGCAACGUAGAAAAUGGGCAAUUGCUGCGGCUCUCAAUCCAAAGAUGCCUUCACUGGCGAAGGCCGCACUCUAGGCUCCGCGCCUCCUCCGAAACCGAAAGCCUCCAUCCCUGCAGCCGCAACCACAGCACCGAAGCCUACAACUAAAGGGGCAGGACGAGCGACAGGUGGCAGCGCGGGUGGACUGGAGGCGGGGGAUCCGAGAGGGGCAGCGGCAGCAGCAGCAGAGGCGCGAGCGAACAAAGCCAGCGGUUCAGGCCCGCUAGCGCAGAAAUUGCAAGAGCAGAAGAAGCAGACGAGAACGGCGACGCUGGAGCAAGUUAGUCGGGAGAAUCGCCAGGCGAGAGACGCAGAUGCGGUGGCGGAUGCGAGGCACUACAAUUGAGAAGGAGUCAUGAAAUAGGGUUGAUGACGGAGUCUACAUGCGGCUGUGACACAAAAGUCUUCUUUGCAAGACUGUGGGAAAGAGGUUGACUUAUGUGCAUUUUUUGGGAUAGCGAGCGCUGCAUUUUUGGGAGAAGAGCUAUGAGGUUGGAUCUUCCCCGUGCGUGGCAUGUGCGAGUUGGGCAUGUCAUCUUCUUGCAUGACCGUGGAUGUUUUAACAUUACGAUUAGAUUUACAGGUUGCGCCGAAAGCUAUCAUUGAGCUCUUUAGCAUGCAUUUACAAGAAUAUAUGAAUGCGACCUUUCC
This is a messenger RNA of Pseudovirgaria hyperparasitica, 726 nucleotides long. RefSeq lists its product as uncharacterized. NCBI's taxonomy places the organism in Eukaryota, Fungi, Ascomycota, Dothideomycetes, Acrospermales, Acrospermaceae. Bases 50 to 421 code for a protein of 123 amino acids. The record is from RefSeq and is a predicted model, not a curated record. The transcript is spliced from 2 exons.